Candidozyma haemuli is the source of this 1401-nucleotide messenger RNA. RefSeq lists its product as uncharacterized. The record is from RefSeq and is a predicted model, not a curated record. Bases 1 to 1401 code for a protein of 466 amino acids. Lineage: Eukaryota; Fungi; Ascomycota; Pichiomycetes; Serinales; Metschnikowiaceae. The transcript has a single exon.
AUGACCCUACGGUUCCGAAAUCGCUCUCGCAGACCAGAGAGCAUCUCAGAGAACCCGGAAACUCAAACGGUCUCUUCAGAUCGGCCCAGGAGGUCUCGGUUUGUUAGGGAGCUGGGGUUCUCUGAUGCUUCUAGACUACCGAAAAGGAUACUUCGGUGGCUUUAUUCCAUUUCAUUGAUCAUAUUUAUGAUUCUUACUUUUGCAUUUAUCUUGGUCACGCCAUUAGAUAUCAUCGUUCAAACGUGGGGAGCUCCCUCGACAUGGCUUAAGACGUUUAUUGUCAUCAUGGCAUGCGCUUUGUUUUUGUUCUUUUGCUUAAUUAUUUAUUUCCUGAGACUUUACCAGACGAGAGUCAGUUUGAAUCAAAUUCCUUCGAAAUCAGUCUACAUUCCGCUAGAGAAGAACGAUCUUCCAUCAAGCGUUCGCCGAUACAUUGAGGGAACCCUUCGACGCUGCUUGGGAGACAUCAAGAUCAGGGCUGGACCCUUGUACAACAAGAAUGAGAUUAUCAACUUCCCAGGAGCGUCCCCUCCCGAGUACAUCCAGAAAAGAAACAUCACCAUGGGGUUCCCGAACGAAGGCACGCACUUACCGCCAGAUUGCUCAUACGAAGAGAUCCUCGAUACGCUUGGGAUGCAAAUCAAGUUCGAUGGCAUGGCCUUGACCAAGUUUGACAUCCCUGAGUGCUAUUCUUUCAGGGAGAUCGCAUUAUCUAUGGCAAAGAUCUUAAUAGAAAAGGGGGAGAUCGAUCGCUCGAGAUUACCAGAAGUGAGGUUAAUGAUUAAACUAUACGAGAAGCUUAAGUUCGGACCAGAAUUGGUGAAAGAACUGGACUUGGUGCAGUUUCUUUCGCUUUUCGAGAAGCUUUCGCUUUCAUUCCACUCCAACAGACUUCAAAUCCAGGUAGACGAGCCUCAGAACAACACACCUUUGCAAGCGUACAAAAAUAGCGUCAGCAGAUCAUCGUUUGGCACCGACACACUUCUCUCGCCGUAUUAUGGACAUGGCAGGCAUUAUCUGCAAGGUGGUGGACGCAGCACACGAUCUGGAACACGAAGCGAGCUCUUUGCCGACAUAGAGCAAGACGACGAAGAUACCGAGGAAGAAGAGAUCGACGCCUACCAAAGGCUGAAUACAUCCAUGAACGAGCUAAAUGCACAGCGGAUCUCGCGCAGCAGCACAGGCACGAGCGAUACGGGCACUAGGUGGACCCGUAAAAGUGUGAGCUCUAAUGCCUCAGUUAUCAAAAGCAAGCUUGUGUUUCGCGGCAGAAAACGGGACAGAGGCGUUCAUGGGGAUGAGGAUGAUACUAGCACCGAGUCAGGAGACGCUGCAUCGGUGAGGAGAUUGAACGGAUAUGGCACCGAUUCAGAAGAGGGAGGAGGCACCCCUAGCAUCUAA